Molecule: messenger RNA, 1287 nt
Organism: Anarrhichthys ocellatus (wolf-eel)
Lineage: Eukaryota; Metazoa; Chordata; Actinopteri; Perciformes; Anarhichadidae
Gene: lsm4
Product: LSM4 homolog, U6 small nuclear RNA and mRNA degradation associated
Exons: 5
Coding region: 100-567 (155 amino acids)
Biological process (GO): mRNA splicing, via spliceosome; nuclear-transcribed mRNA catabolic process
Molecular function (GO): RNA binding
Source: RefSeq, a predicted model, not a curated record
UAGCAGGAGACGAAGAAGAAUAGAAGCUAAAAUCCAAAUCGUGUCAGAGAAGGCCAAGACAGCGAGCGAGACACAAAAUCCGAAACAGUUACUUUCACAAUGCUUCCACUAUCUCUGCUGAAGACUGCCCAGAACCACCCUAUGCUGGUGGAGCUGAAGAACGGAGAGACGUACAACGGUCACCUGGUGAGCUGUGACAACUGGAUGAACAUCAACCUGAGAGAAGUCAUUUGCACCUCAAGGGAUGGAGAUAAGUUCUGGAGGAUGCCCGAGUGCUACAUCAGAGGAAGCACCAUCAAGUACCUGCGAAUCCCCGAUGAGAUCAUCGACAUGGUGAAGGAGGAGGUGGUGUCCAAGGGCCGUGGACGUGGAGGCCCCCAGCAGAACAAACAGCAGGGCAAAGGAGGAGGAGGAGGAGGAGGAAGAGGAGGAGGAGCCGGCCGAGGUCUGUUUGGCGGUCGCGGCAGAGGAAUGACCGGUCCCGGUCGGGGCCAGCAGCAGCAGCUGCAGCUGCAGCAGCAGGAUAAGAAACCGGGCAAACCACAGGGAAUGAAAAACCAGCACUGAUGGACAACAUUACACCUUCAACAACACAGAGCGAUUUCUCCUUCAGUACAUGGAAGAUACAAUUAACUCUCCUUCUGCUGUGAUGCUUGUCCAGACUCGCCAUCGCAGAAAUCACAACGGGAGACGUUAAGAGAAGCUGUGCUUUUGCACUGAAUUUUGUUUUUUAGCAUCUGUACGUUGGUAUAAACCUUUUUUUAGUAUACACCAGUGUAUCAGUCACAGCUGACGGAGUCCGUCUUCAGUAUCCAUUGAUAGUGUGUUAUUACAACUUUGCAAGAACAUUUUGUAUCAUACAAAAACAGUUGGUACACUGGAAUGAGGUUUUUAUUUCUUUGUUUUUGGUCAACUUGUCUCCUUGGGUGUAGAUUUCAAGGUAGAGAAAUUUGCCCAGACUUCUGUUGCACCGAUAUAUUUUUUUUUAACUUGCUCUUUAUUUUUGUGUUGUUCGCGACGUUCUGUAGUUUGUCUGCUGUUCCGUUUGGUCCGAUCAUGGCAGGUGGACCAGUAGACUGUCAUUUGGGGGGAACGGGAAUUCAGUCCCUGUAAAUGAACACUUUUGUUAAAGCAUUCGUUAGGAUUUCCACAAAAAAAAUUCUCAUAUUCUUAAGUCUGAAAUGGAAAAGUCCAAUGUGUGUCUUGUUGGUUGAGUUUCAUUUUAUUUUUGCAAAAAAAAGAUGUAAAUUAUUUACAUGAGAAUAAAACGACUUUUGUUAAAGCGGC